Trypanosoma brucei brucei TREU927 is the source of this 2907-nucleotide messenger RNA. RefSeq names its product SNF2 DNA repair protein, putative. Gene Ontology annotation, molecular function: ATP-dependent chromatin remodeler activity; ATP binding. Lineage: Eukaryota; Euglenozoa; Kinetoplastea; Trypanosomatida; Trypanosomatidae. Gene Ontology annotation, biological process: replication fork processing; DNA repair. The coding region runs from base 1 to 2907 and encodes 968 amino acids. The record is from RefSeq and is a predicted model, not a curated record. Gene Ontology annotation, cellular component: nuclear replication fork. The transcript has a single exon.
AUGAAUUGCAACUGUGGCACACCAGUGCGUUGUGUAGUAGACAAAAGUGGCAAAAUCUGUUACGUAUGCCAAUAUCACAGAUGCCGCUUUUGUGCCAACUCCCCCAUUCAGGCAGAGGGUUGGCGUCGUAUUGUUCCUCAACCUCCACCAAGAAACGGUUCGGGAGCUGUUUCCAGUAUGGAGACAUGUGCUAUUCUGCGAUUUGAAGCCCUUCUGCAUCCGGAAAAAAAGGUGAUGUAUUGCACCGCCACACCGACCGCGCCGAUGUGCAAGGAAGUGCUGGCGGUGUUGGAGGACGAACAGUUCAAACCAAUGUGGUAUGUGAAAAGGAUGGCGUAUGUUUACCCGAUAGAAUCAUACGAACGUUUGAUUCUUGCGCUCCGAAAGUUCUCUUCACAUCAGCUGCAGGUAGAAAAGAUACCACCGUUUUUCUUCAGUUGUGUACAAGCUGCGAAGGACAACGUACUUGAGCAUGAGAAGCAGGUGAAGGUGAAUCUGUCUCAGGGUCCAGAUCCAGAUGAUGUGGUUUACUCUCAACUACACCCUUUUCAAAAACGAGGUGUGGGAUUUGUUAUUGCUCGUGGGGGUCGUGGGAUGAUUGCAGAUGACAUGGGUCUUGGUAAGACAGUCCAAGCGAUUGCCUUUGCCCAUCACUACCGUAACGAGUGGCCACUGCUUAUCAUUUGCCCGCUUUCCUUGGUAGACAAUUGGGAAAAGGAAAUAAUCCGAUUUUGCUCGAUACCGGUAGGGCGGAUAGCCACGGCACACACAACAAAGAGGUUUCGCAUCGAUGGAGUUCAUAGUAUUGUUAUUGUACCGUACUCAUCUUUAAAAUGUCUCGAGGGUGUCUCGGUGACCUUUAAGGUUGUUAUAGUGGAUGAGUCGCACUACAUAAAAUCAGGCACCGCUCAGCGAACUACAGCAACACUUAAACUGUGUCGUGCAGCCAAACGAGUCCUGUUGCUUUCAGGAACUCCUGCUAUGUCUAGGCCUGUCGAACUAUAUUCUCAGCUUCAGGCCUUCGUAAACCCUUCAUGCAUGCCGUCAAAAACACAAUUUUGCGCGAGGUACUGCAAUUCUUUUCAAGGCCGCUUUGGUGUAGACUGCACCGGACACUCCAAUAUCAGCGAAUUGCAUGCGUUAAUACAGCAUUUUGUUGUCCGUCGAACAAAAAGUGAACUGGCGAACGAGUUACCGUCAAAGAGCAGGCAUUUGCUCUAUCUGUACAUUACACCAAAAGAAAAAGCAGCCCUUGAAAAGGAUAUUACAAAACUGCGUGAAUGCCUGAGAAAUGGUUUGGCAUUGCCGGGUUUGACAGAUCCCCUGACACCUUCUGCGUUUGCGUCAGAUCCUCAUGGCACUCCUGGUGGUCCUCCAUCGCAAUACUCAGCAGGUAAGCAACUAAAUAUUCUCGAGCUGCGCACAGCAACAGCGAGGGCAAAAACAACGGCUGUCCAGGACUACAUACGUGGCGUAGCAGAGCAACUCGUUGAAACAAAUGAAAAAAUGAUCGUUUUUGCCCACCACCGUGUCAUGUUAGAUGGCAUUCGCGAUGCCAUUGAAUCUGUCAACCCGCGAAAGCCCCUAGACUAUAUUCUCAUUUGUGGAAAUACGGCCGCCGCACAGCGUGAGGAAUUGCUUAACCAUUUCCGUACAUCACCCACCUGUCACCUUGCUGUAUUGUCUAUGCUCGUUUGCGGAGUGGGGCUAAAUUUGACAUGCGCAACGAUGGUUGUCUUCACUGAACUUGACUGGAACCCAUGUACACAUUUGCAGUGUGAGGAUCGUGUGCAUCGCAUCGGGCAAUCGUCAUCAUGCUUUAUCAAGUAUCUCCUAGCUGAAGGAACCUCUGACACCAUCAUUUGGCCACUGCUUCAAAACAAGCUGAGUGUCACAAAGGCACUACUGGAGGAUGGCGCUGCUGCCAAUGGUGUCAACGGUAGGUCUGACGGCCUUGUCAGCAAAAACACUAAUGUGGAAAGUGUCCGUCGUUCUGAUCUAUCGACGACUCCACCUCUUCCGAAGGGAAGGCAGCUAACACUAGGAGAAUGCAAGAGCAGUCAAACUUCAGGUCCUAGCACACCACGCACACCUUGCACAGAGCGUGCGGAGGAAACCCCUUCUUCUGCCGCUGAAGGUGAUGGUAACAAAAAGACCAACGCCACGCAAUUGCCUUCGCAGGGAGGUCAGACGGCGAAAUCAGAAGAGAAGCCUGUUUUUAUCGAUAUACCAACACUGCAGAAGCAGCGUCAAGAGAGGCAAUCGAGUCUUGUUGUCCUGCAAUCUACAUGCAGCGGGGGGCAACCUGCUCCUAGUGUAGUGAUUCCCGUUGCUGUUUCCCCUCAAAUUUCUCCAUCGGGUUCAAAACCACCCGUGACGACUGUGCUGUUGGGAAAGGGUGUGGUCAGUAACGAACCGCAGAUAAGCACAGCGGAGAAACAAGUAUGUAUUGCUUCUUCUGCCGCGCUUUCGCCAAUGCCAGACCUUGCUGCUAAUAUAACCCCUGCUGCUGCCAUUACCUCCCCCCGUACUACUACUACUACUCAGGGUGUUACUAAGUUGGUUGAAAGUCCUGCCACCGGCCCUAUUUGUUCCCCGUCUACUCAACUUCGACCAACGCCGCCGUUUUGUUCUCCCUGCGGUACUGUGAGGAGAACACCUUUUGUGCUUAGUCCCGCAAUUGCGAUAUCUGCUCCUUCAAGCGUAUCUCAGGGUGUAGGUGGGACAUGUGUGUCUGCAGUUCCCUCCAACAGGGAUGUGGAUGAUGGUGUCUUGCUUUCAAAUGCAUCAGCAGUGUCACAAUCUGAGGCCUUACGCAGUUACAACUCAAGGCGCACGCGAUUUACCGUAGGAAGUGUGGGGGAGAAGCGAGUGCGAAACAACAAUGAAACCGGUGAGACUCAGUGA